GUGUUUCCGGAAGACGUGGCGGCUGAUGUGGAGGCGGUGGGCGGGAGCUGCUGCUGCUGCUGCGCUGCGGGGCCGCCAACAUGAUCUCCUUAACGGAUUCGCAAAAAAUUGGAAUGGGACUAACAGGCUUUGGCGUGUUUUUCCUGUUCUUUGGCAUGGUCCUGUUUUUUGACAAAGCACUCCUUGCAAUAGGAAAUAUUUUAUUUGUGACAGGCUUGUCCUUUGUCAUUGGAUUAGAAAGGACGAUCAGAUUCUUCUUCCAGAAGCACAAAAUGAAAGCCACAGGAUUCUUUUUGGGUGGUAUAUUUGUGGUGCUGCUUGGUUGGCCUGUGGUGGGGAUGGUUCUUGAAAUCUAUGGAUUCUUCCUUUUAUUCAGGGGGUUCUUCCCAGUUGUUAUUGGCUUUAUUAGACGAGUGCCUAUAUUAGGCUCCAUUCUGAAUUUACCUGGAUUAAGCUCAAAACUUGACAGAAAGCAGAAGAUGGAAAGAGAUGGACAUAAGCUGACGAUAUCAUAAAGGAGGCUGAGCAUGAACUUGCAGAUAAAGUGGGAGAAAGCAACAGCAUGGUAUAACACAGACAAAUGGUGGACAACAGCUGCAGGAAUACUGUAUCAUAUUUAUAAGGUUCAUUUCAGGCAAACCUUUCAAAAAAUUCUAUUUUACCAAGUUAUCUAUGUAGGAACAAAUGAAACUGGGUGGCAUUCUUUAUAUUAAAAUAUUUUUGUUGUAAGGCUACUGUUAGUGAUACGUGUUUUGCCUGUAACAGAAAAGAGACAGUCAUGUAUAAUUCCAUGUUUUUUGACUCUGACCCUUUUUCAAAAAUAAACUUCCCUAUAUAGGAUGCUCGCUACUACAGUUCCUCCCAACAGGGAGGGCAGGAUGAUAUGUCUAUGGACCUCUCUUUAACCACCAUUACUCCUAAUCCAUGAACAGCAGGAAUGGGGUAGAACUCCAAUUGGAUAAGAUGGACCAUGUAAGUUCUACUACCCUUGCAGUGGAGCAUCUUGUUAACAAGUGACCCAGUUGAAAAGUCACAAAACUCACUUAGCAAAAUGUGAAUUUCAAGCUGGUUGAGUUUUAAGACCAAUUUUCUUCUGAGACGGAGCACAUUGUAAUAUGUUUUGCUCCGUACGCUGGACAGCCACUCCAAAUCGUUCAAUAAAUCGUAGUGAGUUUGUAACCUUCAACCUUGGGACUGCAUUGCCAUUUUCUGUCGGAAGUCAAGUCAUCAGCAGCUUGAGCAAUCCGACCAUUAUUGAGUUAACAAAUGUGGAUUUGGCUCAUUUUUUCUUAAGUUUCAUACUUUUUUUUAAAACAAAACUAGUUUUAUCUAGUUUAUAGGCGUGAUCACCUUAGCCCAACCUUGCAGAAGUUUUUGAGCAUAGUAAAUGCCUGUUGUGUUAUUGUGCCUGAACUUUACUUUCCUAUGUGGAAGGCCAAGGUAAUGAGAUUUUAUCUUUGUGAACUGCCUUAUUGGGCACACAAUUCCUACAGACACCUCUGACAUUAUGUACCUUUAACAGACGUUGAUCGGACAUUAAGAUUUUUUUUAAAAAAAGAAAAUAAUUAGUUUCUCAAACACGUGAAAUCUCUUUUUUGGUGUUUACAGUGCUUUUGUAAAUGUACAUUUCAAAACAAAAUGGUUUGCACUGAAUUUUUUGAAUUAAAUAUUCCCUCAAUGCGGUGAGAAUUGUUACUAUAGUUUGAUGAAACUGGUUGUCAGUAUGACUUCUCUUCAAGCGCAGUGUGGGUAAAGCAUCACAUUAGUCUGUCACUGAGAACAAAUCAACUAUUGCAGCCAAAACCCAAAUAACAGUAGCUAUUGACUUCCAGCGGCAUUGGUGCUCUAUUUAAAAAAAAUAAGCAUAAUUAGUUUCUAUUAUAGCAGUUGACCUUUCAUGAUCUUUUACGAGCUCGAAGAAUGAUGUGAUAACGCUUAAAAAGGUUCUGUUACAUUAUGCUGAAUUCAUUGUCAAUACACAGUAGGUUCAGAAAGCAGAUGACUUCUACUUAAACCCUGUUGUUGAAAAGCACUUAGCUGCUUGUUUAAUCUUUAUGGUCUAAAAUACUAUUUCAUUGAAGUGCAUGGUUUCGUCACAAAGUUGCUGUGUACAAGGCGGUGGUUCAGUUGAUGUCGGACACCAUUGAAGACAGGAGGUAAUUGAGCCAUGAAUAUAUUCAGAGAGAGGGUGUACUCUGAAAAAUGAUUCAGAACUUUUUAAAUCUUUGUAACAAUUAGCAGCAGUCAAUGUCAUAAGGCUGUUUUUUUGCACCCAAACAAUACUGUACGUGUCAGUAUUUAUUUCUGUGACACCGUAGAGGGAUAUUUACAGUGUAUCAGGCACAUCUCCUAAGAUUUCAAAUUUUUGUAUUCUGCCUCCCAACAGCAAACGGAGGAGUCAAUGCAUUGUGCAUCAUUUUGUGAAUAUAUAUAUAUAUAUUAUAUAUAUGUAUAUCCAGAACAUGGGCAUCUGUCACAUUUGUAGACUAAAGAAAGCAAAUAAAAAUUGAUAAGAUAAAAA
Molecule: messenger RNA, 2521 nt
Organism: Callorhinchus milii (elephant shark)
Lineage: Eukaryota; Metazoa; Chordata; Chondrichthyes; Chimaeriformes; Callorhinchidae
Product: vesicle transport protein GOT1B
Exons: 7
Coding region: 81-515 (144 amino acids)
Biological process (GO): retrograde transport, endosome to Golgi; endoplasmic reticulum to Golgi vesicle-mediated transport
Cellular component (GO): membrane; endoplasmic reticulum
Source: RefSeq, a predicted model, not a curated record